Molecule: messenger RNA, 5501 nt
Organism: Sceloporus undulatus (fence lizard)
Lineage: Eukaryota; Metazoa; Chordata; Lepidosauria; Squamata; Phrynosomatidae
Gene: SCAF8
Product: SR-related CTD associated factor 8
Cellular component (GO): nucleus
Molecular function (GO): RNA binding
Source: RefSeq, a predicted model, not a curated record
CUGCUGCUGCUCCCUCCCUGAGUCCCUGCCUGCCGCCAUAUUGUUGCCCGCGCCGCAGCUCUUGCGCGUCUGUGGCUGCAGCGCCCAGGGAGCGUUUCCCGGGGGGGCGUCGGCCCAGAGGAGCCCCUCCGCGAGCCCUCCGCCAUGGCGACGAGGCCCCGCGGGCCCUGAGGAGACCAACGGCCGCCGGCGGAGCAGCGAGCAGCCCUUUCGCCCCUCCUUCCCCUCCCUCCCCUCCUUCUCCAGCCACAACAUGGAGGCCGUCAAAGCCUUUAACAGCGAGCUGUACUCGCUGAAUGACUACAAACCUCCCAUUUCAAAGGCAAAAAUGACACAGAUUACCAAGGCUGCAAUCAAGGCUAUCAAGUUCUACAAACAUGUUGUACAAAGUGUUGAGAAAUUCAUUCAGAAGUGUAAACCGGAAUACAAGGUGCCAGGCUUGUAUGUCAUUGAUUCCAUUGUUCGACAGUCUCGACAUCAGUUUGGGCAAGAAAAGGAUGUGUUUGCUCCAAGAUUUAGCAAUAACAUCAUUAGCACUUUUCAGAAUUUGUAUCGUUGCCCUGGGGAUGACAAGAGUAAAAUAGUUAGAGUGCUCAAUUUAUGGCAGAAGAAUAAUGUGUUCAAGAGUGAAAUUAUACAGCCUCUACUGGAUAUGGCAGCAGGAAUUCCUCCUCCAGUUGUAACCCCAGUCUUGCCUGGAACAACAGCAACUAUGAGUAACAAUACACCAGGAACUCCAGUAACACCUGCCACACCAGCCAAUGUGAUCCAGAGUUUACCUGAUCCUUGGGUGUCUCAGAUAACCAAUACAGAUACUCUUGCUGCUGUAGCACAGAUCCUACAGAGUCCACAAGGCCAACAGCUUCAGCAGUUAAUACAAACAUUGCAAAUGCAACAGCAGAAACCACAGCCAUCACUGCUUCAGGCACUGGAUGCUGGACUUGUUGUUCAGUUACAAGCCCUCACUGCACAACUUACAGCUGCUGCCGCUGCCGCCAAUACUCUUAAUCCACUAGAACAGAAUGUCUCUUUUAAUAAGAAGCUGAUGGAUAGGUUUGGGGAUUUUAGGGAAGAAGUUGAUAUUAAUGAAGAACCUAAAAAAGAAACUCCAACUUCUCAACUACCACUUGUAUCUGAAUCUGUGAACAACUCACUUUUCCAUCAACUAGCUGAACAGUUACAGCAACAAAACCUAGAACAUCUUCGCCAGCAACUUCUGGAGCAGCCACCACCAAAGGCCAGCCCUGAGGAAACACAAGAAGAAAAUUUUGGUUCUGAGCACUCAGCAUCUCCUUCACAAGACAGCAGCCAUCAGCCGUUUUUAGAAGUAGAGCCAAAUCCUGAUAAUUCAAUGGAUGUCCAACAACAGGAUAUGGAUAUAGAUGAAGGCCAAGAAGUUGUUGAACAGGAAGUUUUUGAGCAAGAAGAGAAGAAAUCAGCAGUUCUUACAAGAUCAAGAACUCGUUCAAGAUCUCGUUCAAGGUCUCCCAGGAAAAGAAGGUCCAGGUCACGUUCUGGUUCUCGAAAGCGUAAACAUAGGAAGCGUUCACGCUCUAGAUCAAGGGAAAGAAAGAGGAAGUCCUCAAGGUCAUAUUCAGGUGAAAGACGAGCUAGAGAGAGGGAAAAAGAGCGACAGAAAAAAGGAUUACCUCCUGUACGGUCCAAAACACUAAGUGUCUGCAGUACCACACUUUGGGUUGGUCAAGUGGACAAGAAAGCCACACAGCAGGACUUAACCAAUUUAUUUGAAGAAUUUGGACAAAUAGAAUCUAUAAAUAUGAUCCCUCCUAGAGGUUGUGCUUAUGUCUGUAUGGUUCAUAGACAAGAUGCCUACCGUGCUCUUCAGAAACUAAGCUCCGGAUCCUACAAGAUCGGAUCUAAAAUUAUUAAGAUUGCAUGGGCUUUAAAUAAAGGAGUAAAAACUGAAUAUAAACAAUUUUGGGAUGUGGAUCUUGGAGUUUCAUAUAUACCUUGGGAAAAAGUUAAAUUGGAUGAUUUGGAGGGCUUUGCAGAAGGAGGCAUGAUUGACCAAGAAACAGUAAAUAGUGAAUGGGAAACUGCAAGAAGCUCAGAGACAGUAAAAGAACCUGUGCAAACAACACAGACUACAACUGUUGACAAGACCACUGCUGUAACAACACAAACAGAAACAUACACACAGUCUGUCACUAUGUUACAGAUUCCAGUAGCUCCAGCAGUGCCAGCUGUUAGUUUAGUUCCACCAGCAUUUCCUGUUGCAAUGUCUGUACCUCCUCCUGGCUAUAGUGCACUUCCUCCACCUCCUUUCUUGAGAGCAAGUUUCAAUCCCUCACAGCCACCUCCUGGUUAUAUGCCUCCUCCUGUUCCACCCCCUGUUCCUCCACCUGUGGUCCCAACAUCUCUUGUACAGCCUUCACUACCAAUUGCUCAAGAGUCAAUGAAAGAUUUUAACAGCCUUGUUCUACCAGCGGGUACUGUUUCAAGUAGUCUUACCACCACAACAUUAUCUGCUAGAAGUGUUUUUACUCCUCUUUCAAGUAAUAGCUCCGAAAUGGAUGAGAAAGGAUCUCACCUUGCAGAUGUUCAGAUCUCAUCUAGUGAAAACAGAGCCGUUCAAGAUGAUGUUUCAAGCAGUUCUGGACUCAUUGCAGCAGCUGAGCCACCUAGCGCCUCAACAAGUUCUGGGCUUGUAGGAGGAAUCCAGCCACCUAGUGUCUCAAGUAGUUCUGGGCUUGUGCAGCCACCCAGUGUCUCAAGCAGCUCUGGACUUUUGACAAGAGUGCCACCAUCUGGUCCUUCAAACAGUUCUGGGCUCCUGACUGGUGUUCAGCCUACAAGUGUCUCAAGCAGCUCUGGGCUGCUGACAGGACUCCAGCCCAUGAGUGUCUCAAGCAGCUCCAGCCUUCUAAUGGGACUUCAGCCACCAAUAGUGUCAAGUAACUCUGGGCUUUUGUCAGGAGUCCAGCCACCCAUAGUGUCAAGUACCUCUGGGCUUUUGACAGCACUUCAACCACCAAUUGUAUCAAGCAACUCUGGCCUUCUGGGAUUACCACCACCAAUUGUCUCAAGUAGUUCUGGACUGCUAGGAUUACCACCACCAAAUAUUACCAGUGGAUCUGGACUUUUGGGGCUACAGCCACCCACUGGAAUUCAAUCUGUACCCCAUUUAACUCUUACUAGUCAAAGGUUGCCUGGAAUGCCUCUAGUAGAUAUCCGCUCUGGACUAAUGCCACAGCCACCUGGUCCAAGAUUUCCAUUACUACAGCCUGGAAUACCAAUACAGCGUAGUAUUCCUCCUCCAACUAUCCUUGACCCAUCCCUUCCUCCACUAAGAGCUCCUUUCCUUUCAGGAGACCUUUUUACUCAAACAGAGAGGCCGUUUGGAAGUUCUGGUAGGCAAAGUAUAGACAACAUUUCUAAUCCAGAUAAAAGAUUACCACUUGGAGAUGAUAGCAUUCACCAAGAGGGAGAUAGAGACUACCGCUUUCCUCCAGUGGAAAAUAGAGAGAAUCUUAAUCGGCCAUCAUCAGGAGAUAUUAGGGAUUCUAUUGGUAGGCCACCAUUAGAUCCAAGGGAGGCUCUAGGAAGACCUCCGGUAGAUGGAAGAGAACAUUUUACCAGGCCACACAUAGAUUUAAGAGAGAACUUUGGAAGACCAGGUAUGGAUAACCUCAACAGAAGAGAUCAUUUUGCUUUCAAUUCAGAUAAGCACUGGGGACAAAGAGGAGAUUAUGAUGAGAGAGAGCGCCAUGCUUUUCCUAUAUAUGGUGGUCUUAAAGGCUUCCAGGAAGAUAGAGAGAGGUUUCGACAAACAAAUUACAGAUUUGAACCUCGAAGUGGUCCUAGCUGGAACAGGGGACUUGAACAAGAUACUCACAGAGACUUUGAUGACCGCCGUAGACCAUGGGAAAGGCAGAGGGACAGGGAUGACAGAGAUUUUAAUUUUGGUAGAGAAAUUAAUGGAAACCGAUUUGGGAGAGAAAGAAUACAGAACAACUGGAUACCCCCUCCACAUCCAAGGGCAUUUGAAUAUUUUGAAGGUGGCACUUCUCAAGAAAAAGCUGACAGUGUGCCCCAAAUUAAUGGUGAAAACACAGAGACAGAAAGUCAGCCACCUGCUGUGGAAGUACAGGAUGAAUCGGAACUGUAUGAAAAGCUGACACCUUCAGGUGACACAAAAAAAGAGAAGAGUGACACAGAAGCUGAAUUAAAAAGUGAACCAGUGGUAGAAAGCACAGAAACUGAGGGGACAUAAUCAUCACUCAGUAGGUAAAAAGAUACCUUUUGUAAAGUUGUCAUCUCUCUCUGUAAUAGAUGAAUGGCUGACUGGACCGUAGUAGUUUACUUUUUGUCUGCCAGAAUUAAGUUAAUCUGAUGUUCAUGUUCAUCUUUCACUUAAAUAGAUGUACGACUGACUUGUAUAGAAUAUUGUUCUUAAUUUGAACAUGGUAGGUAACCUUUCUUUUCUUUUCUUUUUAAAUUUUUCUGACAAACUUGCCCCACUUGCUUUUACUUCACAAGGAUAAAAACAGCUUGUCAAACAAAGACUUCCUAUGGAAGAAAUGGAAAUUUUUAGAUCUUGCUAUUAGACUGGCCAUAGAAAUUGUUAUACUUGAAGAAAGGUGCUGGUGUAUCGUGUCCAGAUUUUUAGGCUGCUGCAGAAUUUUAAAGCAUAGGCAGAGAUGUGAUUCUGAAUGUUCCUGCAGUUUGGCCAAUGACAAAAAGAAAAAAAGAAAAGAGGGAGCAUAAAUAAUACAGAAAUGGUGUGUUCUUGAAAUUUCUGCAUUAUAGUCUCUGUUUUUCAAAAAUAAGUGUCCGUGGUUUGUUCCUCGUAAUGCAGUGGGUCAAAACAAUGAAAAUUAACAUACGUUUUAAUGUUUUUUUAGAUGCCAAUAAAGCAUUAUUUGUUUGAUAAGCAUUCUAGGUAUUGUAUUUUUUAUAUACAAUCUAUAAAAUCCUGGAUGAACUGUGCUUUAGCUAAUUGUUGCAAAAGGUUUAUAGUACUCUUGUAAGACCAGUGCAACAAUUAAAAUAUGCUAUAAAGGCAUAUGCUUUUCUACUAAAACAAGAAAAAAGAAAAAUCAUGGAAUCACAUUAGUUUGUGUAUAACAUAUGUAUGUAAAUAUUUGUGUAAAACUGUAUGUAGAUACCACUGUUUCUGUGUGUGAUAGUGUAUGUGCACACACUCACAGAAUAAUGUAGACAGUUAAAUAAAGCUGAAAUGAAAUUAGGUUAUAAAAUGAAAUUUUGUCUUUCACCUUCUUCAGGUAGCAAGUGUACUAUAGAGGCUGAUAUGAGUGGUUAAAUCAAAUUAAUAUUUGCUCUUCUGAAUUUGUAUUGCUUUAGAAGGUGAAGUCUUGUAUGCUCUAAAGAGUAUACAUUAAGGCUUUAGGGCCGUUGGUUUUUUAAGUGUGAAUAUGUAUGAAGUGAAAAUUGAAGCAAAUGUUUGAAUUCUUCUUUUUUUUGUAAUAUUUUUGGUGUUACUGGGUAGAAAGUGGUAGCAUUAAAAUACUUUGUGAUUA